Hippocampus comes (tiger tail seahorse) is the source of this 1157-nucleotide messenger RNA. It is a transcript of the gene arf2b, whose product is annotated as ARF GTPase 2b. NCBI's taxonomy places the organism in Eukaryota, Metazoa, Chordata, Actinopteri, Syngnathiformes, Syngnathidae. Gene Ontology annotation, molecular function: GTPase activity; GTP binding. The record is from RefSeq and is a predicted model, not a curated record. The transcript is spliced from 4 exons. The coding region runs from base 1 to 546 and encodes 181 amino acids.
AUGGGGAACAUCUUUACUGGCCUCUUCAAAGGCCUCUUUGGCAAGAAGGAGAUGAGGAUCCUAAUGGUAGGCCUGGAUGCUGCAGGGAAGACUACCAUUCUUUACAAGCUCAAGCUCGGAGAAAUUGUCACCACCAUUCCCACCAUCGGUUUCAACGUGGAGACGGUUGAAUACAAGAACAUCAGUUUUACCGUGUGGGACGUGGGCGGCCAGGACAAAAUCCGCCCGCUGUGGCGCCACUACUUCCAGAAUACCCAAGGUCUGAUCUUCGUGGUGGACAGCAACGACCGGGAGCGCGUAAACGAGGCCCGCGAGGAGCUGGCGAGAAUGCUGUCUGAGGACGAGCUCCGAGAAGCCGUUCUGCUGGUUUUCGCCAACAAACAGGACCUGCCUAACGCUAUGAACGCCGCCGAGAUCACGGACAAGCUGGGCCUGCACUCGCUGCGCCAGCGCAACUGGUACAUCCAGGCCACGUGCGCCACCAGCGGCGACGGCCUCUACGAGGGCCUCGACUGGCUUUCCAACCAGCUCAAGAACCAGAAAUGAGCGCUCCUUUUCUUGUUUCUUUGUUCUCUUUCCGCACACCGCGCCGGCGCCCCCACUCCCUUGCUCCGUCUGACCCCCGCCCAGCCCCCACCUGCAAUCCCCCCGCCCCACACUUGUUACGGGGGUCCGCUGUGGGCUGGGAUGGGAGUAACAAUGGUGUCCUUUCACACCCCAAUCUCCCUCUCAGUCUGCACGCACACCCCACCACCCCCUUCCCCUUCCCAGAGGAAGCAUGGUUUUCAAUACCCGGCCCCCCUUCACUUUAUUAAACGCCUGAUUGCUAGAUGUCAUUUCAUUCCUGUAAGAAGCAUUUAACCUGUAUCAGGUCAGAGUUCACACGCCCGCUCCCCGUGCUGUCACCCAUGAAAAUCAUGCUGUCUCUGGAAUCAGCCCCUUGGCCCCACCCCACCCCAGCACAAGGCGCGUUUGUGGGAGGAGUCCACAAGACUGUGUGACGAGCUUCAUUGUCAACAUUUCAAACCAACUUUUUCUUUUUCUUCUUGUCGUUCUUCUCGUUCUUCCUGUCACGCGAUUCUACUUGUACUUUUGACCGCGCAACCAACCAAAAGCAUCCCAGCUGUUUUGACUCCAACAAACAAAAAGGAAAGGAA